Molecule: messenger RNA, 988 nt
Organism: Xenopus laevis (African clawed frog)
Lineage: Eukaryota; Metazoa; Chordata; Amphibia; Anura; Pipidae
Gene: iah1.L
Product: isoamyl acetate hydrolyzing esterase 1 (putative) L homeolog
Exons: 7
Coding region: 165-872 (235 amino acids)
Molecular function (GO): hydrolase activity, acting on ester bonds
Source: RefSeq, a predicted model, not a curated record
AAGUGAGCGGCAGACAGCAGGUGGCGCUGUUCUCAUAUGUGAGGCCGUUCCACGUUAGCCGCUCUAUUGUCUUUUACUUUUAGUUUCGCUGCCUGACACGAGGAGAGCGGCUUCCUGGUUGACUGUUUGUGCCUGGGGGUUGCCGCUCGCUGGUGAAUAGAAGGAUGAUUUGCUGGCCUCGCCUCGUGCUUUUUGGAGACUCAAUUACUCAGUUUGCCUUUGAAGCCAACGCAUGGGGAUCAGUAAUUGCUAAUAAACUUAUCAGAAAGUGUGAUGUCAUCAACAGAGGUCUUUCUGGCUAUAACACAAGAUGGGCCAAGAUCCUGUUACCCAGACUCAUCUCUGACACUGCUGAGAAACCAGUUGCCAUUACCAUAUUCUUUGGUGCCAACGACAGCUCUUUAAAAGAAGAAAACCCCCAGCAGCAUGUCCCCUUAGAGGAAUACACUGAGAAUUUAAGGUGUAUGAUCCAGUACCUGAAGAGCAUAAACAUCACACAGGAUAAGAUCAUACUGGUCACUCCCCCACCAAUAUAUGAGCCUGCCUGGGAAGAGCAGUGUCUACUGAAAGGCUGUAAGCUGAACCGUUUGAACAGCGCUGCUGGUUUGUAUGCCAAGGCCUGUGUACAAGUCGCCAGUGAAUGUGGCACUGAGGUGGUGGAUUUGUGGAGCCAAAUGCAGGAAAGUGGCCAGGACUAUACAGUCUAUCUCUCAGAUGGGCUGCAUUUAUCAAGUGAAGGCAACCAGUUUUUAGAGUCCAGUCUAUGGCCCAUUUUGGAGAAGAAACUGUCGUCUCUGCCCUUUAUGUUGCCAUAUUGGAAUGAUGUGGACAAUGCAAACCCAGAAGCCUCGCUCCUGCAGGAGUCCAGCUAACAAACACUCCUCUCUCUCUCUACUAAUGUCUGUGCCUGGAGACAGAGUAUUCCCUAUAUAUAAGCAGUCUAUACAUAGAGACAGAUAUAACAGCAGGAGGGGACAGAGUAUCUUGU